Messenger RNA from Arabis nemorensis, 597 nucleotides. The record is from the annotation of a GenBank genome assembly. NCBI's taxonomy places the organism in Eukaryota, Viridiplantae, Streptophyta, Magnoliopsida, Brassicales, Brassicaceae.
AUGCAAGAAAUCGCUGAUAGUCUUAAGCGGAUUGAAGGAAAGGUGGAUUUGUUGGCAACAAAGGUCGAUUUGUUGGCGAGAAAAGCAGAACUACAUGUUGAGAAAGUUGCUGCCAAGAAUACUCUUGCUAUGGCUGCUUCAGACAGCGACGACUCUUCGGACAACUCUUCUUCAGAUGAUGAACCUGCCAAGAAACUUGCUGAAGAUGAUGAGAAGGUGAUAUACUUUACAUCUCAUUCUUCUUAUGUCUUGAGAUUUGACUCUUCCCUUCCUGAACAUGAUAUUAAAACCGCAUUGAGUAAACAUUUCGGUUCAUGUGGAGAGAUCACAAGGGUUUCUGUCCCAAGAGACCAUGAAACCGCUGCUAUCAAAGGAUUUGCUUACAUUGAUAUGAAAGAAGAAGGCGUAAAGAAGGCAUUGGAACUUAAUGGAAGUGACAUGACAGGAUCGGAACUUGUGGUUGAGAAGGUUAUACCGAGAGAUAUCUACCGAUCUGGCGGCGAAAGUUUUGGCAGAGUUGGAGGCCGUUUUGGCAAUGUUGGCGGCCGAUUUGCUGGUGGUCGUUGUGGAGGUUUACAGCGUUGUGGCCGUUGCUGA